Molecule: messenger RNA, 2168 nt
Organism: Drosophila albomicans
Lineage: Eukaryota; Metazoa; Arthropoda; Insecta; Diptera; Drosophilidae
Product: phenoloxidase-activating factor 3
Exons: 6
Coding region: 534-2105 (523 amino acids)
Biological process (GO): proteolysis
Molecular function (GO): serine-type endopeptidase activity
Source: RefSeq, a predicted model, not a curated record
CACGAGAGAAGGCAAGGCAGUGCUACUCGGAUGUUGAGCCUGUUAUGAUCGUGCGCUCGUUCACUCUCCUUACAUCAGCCUACACUAAUUUAUCGCUCUCUUGCUCGCUUGCUCUGGUUUACUACGUGUGUGUGCGCUUGCGUGUACUGAUUGCUCUUUCAUAAGCUCAACUGGCUGGCUGGCGUAUAAUUUGUUUUUGUGUGUCCCUCUUUGUUUUGAUUCGCUGCUGAUAAAAAAAAAAUCAUUUAUUCAAAGUAACACAACAAUAAAACACAAAACAGCAAAGGCAUGGAAAUGGAAAUAAGAGAUACUAUAUCUCACAAUAUUGAACCAAUUUAUUUCAAUUUUAUUUUGCACCUCGAAGGCAUCAGUUGUGCGCGCGUUCGCUCGGUCUAAAUUUCAAUGAUUAGCUAAGAAUCGUGUGCGACUUCGUAAGGCUGUGUUUCGUGUGCGUCUUCGUGUUCCUGCUCGCUUAUUUCGCGCGUGUGUGUGUGUGGGUGUGUGUAUUAUUGACUGCGUAAGAAAAGCUUAAAAUGCAGUGGCUGCAGGCAAAACUCCUGUACAUAACAGCUGUGUUCAUAGCAUGUUUUCAAUCUGUUUGCGUCACCGGCAUUUGUCACUGCAUCCGUAUCAAGGACUGUCUACCCUUCUCUCGCAUGCUCCUGCAGCACAAGAUCGAGGAUCGUGCCGCCAUCUUUGCGAUGGUUCACGCAGCUGCCUGUGGCUUUGAAGGACUCGAUCCACUCGUCUGUUGUCCCCAUCAUGAGACACUGUUGCAUGGCAAUCGCAUAAUACGUGUGGCGCCGCCCCCAGAUCGCUGGGUUUGGGAUGUGGCCACAAGAUCGCGGUCCAACAGCGUCUUCGAUGGACAUGCGGCUCAUCAGAUGGAAAAACAGCUGCAUGAUUAUCACGACUUCGCCGCACAACGUAAUUGCCCCCAACCUAUUGAGGAGGAAAUGGAUGAACACCACUUUCAUUACCAUUAUCGCAUCGAUCACGACGAGCAGCAACCACGACGACGUCCACCGCCGAAGGAUCGUCCCAUUGUGUUUCCCGGUGAUUUGCGUUUCGACGACUCCAUCGAGAGCAAGGCGCAAGGAGAACUUAUGGCCGCUGCCAGCCAGGAGCAAGUUGUAAGCCAGCCAGGACCCGCUUCAGAAACAAGCACACCGCCCCCUUCGUCGGCUACAACGCCCACGGCAGAGUUUGCGGCACGUCUGAAUACCGCAGACUGUGGCUCGAGUUUGAGAACUCGCAUUCUGGGAGGAGAGGAAACGCAACCAGGACAAUAUCCUUGGCUGGCAAGGAUCGCAUACCGCAAUCGCACAAAUGGUCGCAUCAGCUACCGCUGCUCGGGCUCCCUCAUUGCCAGUGACUACGUGAUUACAGCUGCACAUUGCGUUGUUAACUUGGUCAGCGAUUUAGAGAUUUUUCAGGUGCGCAUAGGCGACGAGAAACCAGGUGCACAGGACUGCGCAGCCAGUGCUGCCAAUAAUUGCAGUGCACCCAAUCUAUUUGCGAUUGCCCGAGUUAUAGUGCACCCCAACUACGAUCAGCCGAAGUAUGCAAACGACAUCGCACUGCUGAAUUUGAGAACUAAGCUAGUGAGUUUCACGCCAAUCUGCUUACCUUUAAACAGCACUGCUGCGCUUGCGAAUCGAUUAAUUGGCCAAAUGGGCGUCGCUGCCGGUUGGAGCACAACUUCGGAAAUCAACGGCAACAACAACAACAGUUCGGCAAACUUUACAAGCUCAGCUUCAGCGCGUUUCAUUCGAUUACCGAUAGUCAACACAACGAGUUGUGCGAUAGCUUAUGCCAAUCUGAGCGAGAACUUUCAGCAACCGAUUGUCAUCACGCCGAAUCAUCUCUGCGCCCAAGGACAACCGAUGAACGAUGUGUGCCGCGGCGACAGCGGCGGACCGUUUAUGGACGACGGCACCUCGGGGAUUCUGAAUUCCAAUGGCCGUUAUACGUUGCUAGGAAUUGUUGCGUUUGGGCCAACACUUUGUGGGGUUUCCACUAUUCCGGGUGUCUACACGGCCGUUAGCUCCUUUCUCAACUGGAUCUUCGAUAGCAUUACAGCAAUGCCAGUGGCUAGCACAUGAGCGGCUGCAAAGCUAUUCUUUCUUUUUUGUAUAUGCCAAAGCUUACCAAUAUACAUAGAAUUA